AUGAGCUUGGAUUUUCAAAAGUACAUGGCUGAAUUGGUGUUCGGGCGGGGUAGCUGCAGCAAGACUUAUUGUUUGCCUUGUGGCAGAGAUGUGCCAUGUGAUUUGCCCUGGCGGGAGAUCAUCGAUAAGAUACACAAGAAAUGUCUUGAACUGAUAUCCGACUGUCGCUUCAACGGCGCUGAGUUUCCAUGCUGCGAAAGGUUCCAACCGGUCGACUCUGAACACGGACACUGCUACACCUUCAAUACUUUGCAAAGCGCGAACCCUGAACAAGACCGCUUGUAUACCGUAAACCUCACUACCGGACCUGGGUUGUUAUCGUUUCGGGCAAUAGAAGACGUUAACGUGGCAGUCCACAGUCCAGAGGAGAUGUUUACCGAACUUUUAGACCCCAAGUACACAUUCAACGUGCGCCCUGCCCCGCAAAGACGGGUAAAUUUUCUGUUCUCCGUGGUGGAAAUGGAAAAUGACCCUGAACUGCUGAAAGAAGAUAUAGCGACAAGAGGCUGCCGCUACCUUGACGAAGUGCCGGCUGAACUUCUACAUACUUACAAAGUGUAUGCGUAUGACGCGUGUCGCUUGGCUGGCGAGACAGAUCUAUCGUUUGAACAUUGUCGUUGUAUCCACCCAGUCCGUCAUCAGUCAUAUGAAAAGUUUUAUUGCAAUUUCACUGGACUGAACUGCUUGACAAACUUUAAAGCAAUGAACACUGAUCUGAAACACAAACACGAAGAUGACGAAGAUUGCUUGCCGUCAUGUGCUGAGAGCGAACUCACAAGAAUACACUUAUCCGAGGGCUGGGUGUAUAAUGACACAACCGCAGGUGCCUUGGUGAGCAUCCGGAUGGUAUCCUUGCCAACUUUGCGGUAUAAAAGAAACUUAGUACGAAACAAUUUGGACUUUGUAGUGUCUGUCGGAGGAAUUGUGGGGCUAUUCUUCGGUGCUUCAUUGCUUAGCAUUGUUGAGAUAUUCUAUCUCAUAUGUAGACCGCAGAACAAGGAACAACUAUCAACUAAAAAUUGAUUAUACUCGAGUAUACUUUGUAAAUUAAUGAAUUCAUGACUAACGACUUUUUUUUGUUUUUUUCAAAGAUGGACAAUCUGGAGGUUGAUGCUUUAUAUAAAUCUUAAGCAUACAUUUUGUUAUAUUUGGCAAUUUGAAAAUGAUAAUAAUUGGCAUUUAAGUAAAUACCUACACUAAUAAAUCCUUUGUGAAUUA
Molecule: messenger RNA, 1218 nt
Organism: Chilo suppressalis (striped riceborer)
Lineage: Eukaryota; Metazoa; Arthropoda; Insecta; Lepidoptera; Crambidae
Source: the annotation of a GenBank genome assembly